AAGGAGGAGUCACUGAUGAAAUGUUGCAAAAGAUACAGCAUGCCAGUGGUUGAGUAUCCAAUAACCCCGAGGCCCAACGUUCAGAACUUGAGCGAUCAUGCAUAGCUCCGCACAAGACCUCAUUGAGAGCCAAACCUACAGGCGAAUCAACCUCGAAAUUAGCGGGCCAUGCUGGGCUCAGCUAUAAAUAGGCACUCAAUACAUUUUGAUUCUGGCAGGGACGCUGGCCAACCUCUUUCAAGCGCAAAAUCGGUCAAACGGUUUGCAUCUGGACUACAAACUCAUUCAGAUACGGAAAGACACUAUCCUUCUGUCGUCAGCUAGGCAAUAAGAACUUCAAAGAGUUAGAAACACGGAAGUUGGAGGUCUAUUUAUCUACAGUACAUACACCUGGUGUAUACAGACCCUGAAUGACUGCUUCUCUUGACGUGUCAGCUUUUAAGAUGCUAGAAUUUUACUAGAAUUACAACUUUGUGCGAAGCUUGCCACAGGACCUUCUUUCACUAAAGGACAAAUCCAAUGAGCGCUUCUCAUUAUCAGCUGUGCUGCAUCUUGUCCAGCCAUACCACGAUCGCCCCAACAAACAUGCUCACUCCCCCCGACACCGCCAGUCCCAGCUUCACAUCAGGACUUGGGUCGUUCAAACCCAGAGGAGCUAGGAAUGAAAGCACACCACCUAGUCCAAUCAACCCGUAACCCAGGGGUGCUCUGUCGGGCGUUCUCUUCUUCCCCUUUGCGGCUUGCCGCUUGACUCGAUCACGGAACACUUCUUGCUGCUUCUUUUUGUCGUCAAGGUCGUCUUGCGCCCCCAUCUUUGUCCUCUCGCUACAGAAGACUAAUUUGGGGUUUGAUCAACAGUGAAUGCAGGGCUGGCCGAGACAAUGCUGCCAAUGCUCCAAGGUUCUACCAACUGACGAGCGAAGCGCUCCUGGAGAAGUCCUGAAGGCUGAAGCGACGUCCUCUAGCGUCGCAGCGGGGGUGGAGAUGGCGGACGUCGGCAAAACCAUCGUGUGCAAAGCGGCCAUUGCCUGGGGCCCUAAGACCGAUCUGAGCAUCGAGGACGUCGAGGUCGCGCCGCCGCAGGCUGGGGAAGUGCGCAUCCGAAUCACGCAUACGGCCCUGUGCCAUACUGACAGCUACACGUUGGACGGCCAUGAUCCGGAGGGCUUGUUCCCUUGUAUCUUGGGGCAUGAGGCAGCCGGCGUAGUCGAGAGUGUCGGGGAGGGGGUAACCAGCGUAACGGUCGGAGAUCAUGUGAUACCCUGCUACCAGGCGGAGUGCCGAGAGUGCAAGUUCUGCAAGUCAGGCAAAACCAACCUCUGUGGCAAGGUGCGGCCUGCGACAGGCGCGGGCGUUAUGCUUGUCGACAGGAAAACGAGGUUCACAGCGAGGGGGAAGCCCAUUUACCACUUUAUGGGCACGUCGACUUUCUCGGAGUACACAGUCGUGCACGAGGUCAGUGUGGCGAAGAUCAACCCUGCCGCGCCGCUCGACAAGGUCUGCCUCCUGGGAUGCGGCAUCCCUACCGGUCUCGGGGCUGUUCUCAACACUGCCAAGGUGGAGGAAGGGUCCAGCGUCGCAGUCUUCGGACUGGGCACGGUUGGCCUUGCAGUCAUCGCGGGCGCGCAGAUGGCCAAAGCAGCUCGCAUCAUCGGUGUAGACAUCGACCCCGCAAAAUUCGAAACGGCGAAGAAGUUUGGGGCUACGGAGUUCGUAAACCCGAACGAGCACGAGGAACCGAUCCAGCAGGUUAUUGCUGACCUCACCGACGGGGGAGUCGACUACAGCUUCGAGUGCAUCGGCAACGUCAAGGUGAUGCGAGCCGCGCUGGAGUGCUGUCACAAGGGCUGGGGCACGUCGGUGAUUAUCGGCGUAGCGGCGUCGGGCCAGGAGAUCGCGACACGGCCGUUCCAACUGGUGACGGGGCGUACCUGGAAAGGUACCGCGUUCGGGGGGUACAAGAGCCGAACGGAGGUGCCGGAACUUGUCGAGGGUUACCUCAGAAAGGAGAUCAAAGUCGACGAGUACAUCACCCACAACUUCCCGCUCUCGCAAAUCAACGACGCCUUCAAGCUGCUGCACGAGGGGAAGUGCUUGCGCUGCGUCAUCCAUCUUUCGCCCGAGUCGAAGUAGAGGGAACCCGAACGUCAAAAGCGUGAUAAACCAGGAGCGUCCUCCCAACACAGUGCGAGUGCUUUUCGAAGUGCGAGCAGAGUUGCUGUAGUUGUAGAGCAGUAGCUUGUAGUUGCUCCAAUUAUUGACCCUGGACCAAAAAUACGCCUCCGAUGGACACAAGGCGUUCGAAGCUCUAUAGAAGAUGUCCGAGCAUGAAUUGCAUCACGUCAGCGCAUGGAGGUCCUUAACUCUUUGCAGCAAUUUGUAUCCAAA
This is a messenger RNA of Klebsormidium nitens, 2388 nucleotides long. NCBI's taxonomy places the organism in Eukaryota, Viridiplantae, Streptophyta, Klebsormidiophyceae, Klebsormidiales, Klebsormidiaceae. The record is from the annotation of a GenBank genome assembly.